Clonostachys solani is the source of this 3126-nucleotide messenger RNA. NCBI's taxonomy places the organism in Eukaryota, Fungi, Ascomycota, Sordariomycetes, Hypocreales, Bionectriaceae. The record is from the annotation of a GenBank genome assembly.
AUGCCGCCUAAGAAGAAGAACAACAAGAAGGCCCAGGAUGACUGGGAGGCCGACCUGGGCGAGACCAUUGCCCCCAACGGCGGCGCCCCCCCGGCCGCAGAUGCCGACGCCGCCGCCAACGAGGAGGGCGAGGACGAGGCCGCCGGUGGCCUGAUGGCCAUGCUGCGCAAGAACAAGCAGAAGCGCAAGGACAAGGGCCUCCCCGAGGUCGAGGCCGCCGAGACCCCCGUCGACGAGCCCCCCGUCAUCAAGACGGCGCAGGAGGCCAACAUGGACGACGAGUUCGCCCUGCCGGAGAAGAAGGGCAAGGGCGGCAAGGGCAAGCAGGCCCAGAAGAAGGCCGAGCCCCAGGGCGACGAUGAUGACGGCUCUGGCCGGAUCCUGACCAAGGCCGAGAAGGAGAAGCUGAAGAAGGAGCGUGAGAAGCAGCGCAAGAAGGAAAACGCCGCGAAGAAGAAGACAGAUAAGCCAGAGCCUGCCAAGGCCGCUCCUGAGAAGAAGAAGGAGGAGGUGGCACCCACGCCGGACGCCGCCGAGCCGGCAGCCGGAGGCAAGAAGAAGAAGAUUCCUGCUCAUCUGCUGAUGAUUCAGAAGCAACAGGAGGAGUUGCGCCGCAGACAGGAACAAGAAGAACGUGCCAAGGCCGAAGCCAAGCGCGUGGCUGAGGAACAAGAUCGUUUAGAUGCUGAAGAGAUCAAGCGCAGGGACGAGGCCAAGGCGCUCAAGAAGCAGAAGGAGAAGGAAAAGAUUGAACAGCUCAAGAAAGAGGGCAAGUUCAUGACCAAGGCCCAGAAGGAAGAGAAGGCACGAAAUGAGAAGAAGCUGCAGCAGAUGUUGGCUGCCGGUAUCAAGGUUGGCCCUCAGGAAGACGCCCCAAGUGAGCCUAAGAAGAAGAACGAGGCCCCUAAAAAGAAGAGCAGGCAACAACAGAAGCUUGAUGAAGAGAAGGCUCUUGCUGAGGCCGCUGAGCGUGCCCGGUUACAGGCAGAGAAGGACUUGAAGGAGGCUGAGGAGAAAGCCGCCCAGAAGAAGGCCGAGGAGGAGGCCGCCGUUGCUGCUCAGAAGAAGGCCGAAGAGAGCGACAUUGAAGAUGACUGGGAGGCAGCAGCAGCAUCUGACGAUGAUGUUAAGGACAGCUGGGAUGCCGAUUCAGACCAAGAAGGCAAGAAAGGCGAAGACGCUGAAGAAGAGGAUGAGGAUGAUGACGAUGAAUCUGAUGACGAUGAGGAUCGCAUCUCCGCUGCUCGUGCGGCGGAAACCCAGAGGAAGAAGGAGGCUGCUGAGCGAAGAGAAAAGGCGCACCAGGCCGCCCUGGCUGCUCGUUCAAAGGACAACCUUCGAUCGCCCAUUUGCUGUAUUCUGGGUCACGUCGAUACCGGAAAGACCAAGCUCUUGGAUAAGGUCCGUCAGACCAACGUUCAAGAGGGUGAGGCUGGUGGUAUUACCCAGCAGAUCGGUGCCACAUACUUCCCAGUCGAAGCUCUCAAGCAGAAAACGGCCGUCGUCAACAAGGACAACAGCUUCCAGUACAAGGUUCCCGGUCUGCUCGUCAUCGAUACCCCUGGUCACGAGUCUUUCUCGAAUCUGCGUUCUCGAGGUUCUUCUCUCUGUAACAUUGCUAUUCUGGUGGUCGAUAUCAUGCACGGCUUGGAACCUCAGACCAGGGAAUCUAUCCAGCUGCUCAAAGACCGCAAGACGCCGUUCAUUGUUGCCCUGAACAAGAUUGAUCGUCUCUAUGGCUGGAAGAAGGUCGAUAAUAACGGCUUCCAGGAGAGUUUGCGCCUCCAGAACAAGGCCGUCCACAACGAAUUCCAGACUCGUCUGGAGAAGGUCAGGCUCGAGUUCUCCGAGGUGGGCUUCAACUCUUUCCUCUACUACGAGAAUCCUUCGCUCAAGAACAACGUGUCUCUCGUGCCCACCUCAGCCCACACCGGCGAAGGUGUGCCGGAUAUGCUGAAGCUUAUCCUUCACCUUACCCAGGAGCGCAUGACGGGCUCUCUGAUGUACCUGUCCGAGGUCCAGGCCACUGUCCUUGAAGUCAAGGCUAUCGAAGGUUUCGGUAUGACCAUCGAUGUUAUCCUGUCCAACGGUAUUCUGAGAGAAGGAGACCGCAUUGUUCUGUGCGGAACAGAAGGUGCCAUUAAGACAAACAUCAGAGCUCUGCUCACACCACAACCGCUCAGAGAAUUGCGUCUCAAGUCUCAAUAUAUUCACAACAAGGAGGUCAAGGCUGCUUUGGGUGUGAAGAUCAGCGCUCCUGGUCUAGAAGGUGCCAUUGCUGGUUCCAGGCUCAUGGUUGUCGGUCCCGAUGAUGAUGAGGAGGACAUCGAGGACGAGGUCGAGUCUGAUCUCGCCAACCUCCUGAGCCGAGUCGAGAAGUCCGGAAAGGGUGUCACUGUCCAGGCAUCUACCCUUGGUUCCCUGGAGGCCUUGCUUGACUUCUUGAAGGACAUGAAGAUUCCCGUCGCCAACGUUGGUAUUGGUCCAGUCUACAAGCGAGAUGUCAUGCAGAGCGGUAUCAUGCUGGAAAGGGCGCCCGACUACGCCAUCAUGCUGUGCUUCGAUGUCAAGGUUGACAAGGAAGCCCAGGCUUACGCCGACGAGCAGGGUGUCAAGAUCUUCACGGCCGACAUCAUCUACCACCUGUUCGACUCCUUCACCAAGCACAUGGAGGAGCAGCUCGAGCGCAAGAAGGAGGAGUCCAAGAUGUUGGCCGUCUUCCCCUGCGUGCUCAAGCCCGUCGCCGUCUUCAAUAAGACCGGCCCCAUCGUCAUCGGUGUCGAUGUCACUGAUGGCCAGCUGAAGAUCAACACGCCCAUCGCAGCCAUCAAGCAGAACCCCAACACGGGUGCCAAGGAAGUCAUCAGCUUGGGCAGAGUAACGUCUAUCGAGCGUGAUCACAAGCAAAUCCCCGUGUGCAAGAAGGGCCAGCCCUCCGUCGCCGUCAAGAUUGAAAUGGGCAGCAGCCAGCCCGUGUACGGCCGCCAGCUCGAAGAGACCGAUACCCUCUACAGUCUCAUCUCCCGUGCCAGUAUCGACACCCUGAAGGAGUUCUACCGCAAGGACGUGAGCACCGACGAGUGGAAGCUCAUUGUCAAGUUGAAGCCCAUGUUCGACAUCAACUAA